This is a messenger RNA of Opisthocomus hoazin, 960 nucleotides long. Its product is annotated as olfactory receptor 5AP2. The record is from RefSeq and is a predicted model, not a curated record. NCBI's taxonomy places the organism in Eukaryota, Metazoa, Chordata, Aves, Opisthocomiformes, Opisthocomidae. Gene Ontology annotation, molecular function: olfactory receptor activity; G protein-coupled receptor activity. Gene Ontology annotation, biological process: G protein-coupled receptor signaling pathway. Gene Ontology annotation, cellular component: membrane.
AUGGAAAAAUGGGAGGAAGACAAUCAGACAUCACCCAUAGAGUUCCUGCUGCUGGGAAUGGGGAAUUUGCCCACACUCCAGACUCUGCUCUUCCUCCUAUCACUCAUUAUCUAUUGCAUAACUGUGAUUGGAAACAUCCUGAUCAUCGUGCUGGUGGUUACAGACCAGCAUCUGCACACUCCCAUGUACUUCUUCCUGGGCAAUCUGUCCUCCUUGGAGACCUGCUACAGCUCCACCGUUCUGCCCCGGCUGCUGACCAGCUUCCUGACCAGGGACAAGACAAUCUCUGCUCACAGCUGUGUAGCUCAGUUCUACUUCUUUGGCUCUUUUGCAGGUACUGAGUGUUACCUGCUGGCAGCCAUGUCCUACGGUUGGUACUUGGCCAUAUGCCACCCCCUGCUCUACACAGGCUUCAUGACCUGGAAGGUCUGUUUUCAGCUGGUGGCUGCAUCUUGGCUAGUGGGUAUGCUGAUGUGUGCAGUAGUCACAGUCUUCUUAUCGCAGUUGAAGUUUUGCGGCCCUAAGGCAAUUGACCACUUCUUCUGUGAUUUAACUCCUCUGCUGGAGCUUUCCUGCAGUGACACCAGCAUGGUCACUCUCGCAUCUUUCAUCCUGUCUUUCCUAACCAUUAUCUUCCCCUUCCUGUUCACUCUGGCCUCCUACGUGUGCAUUACAGCUGCCAUCCUAAGGAUCCCAUCCAGCGUGGGCAAGCAGAAGGCCUUCUCCACCUGCUCCUCUCACCUCACUGUUGUCACUCUUUUCUAUGGCACUCUCUUUACUGUCUAUGUGCUGCCCAGAACAGCCGCGCUGAGGCAGCUGAACAAAGUGCUCUCCUUCUUCUACACCGUCCUCACACCCUUGGUCAAUCCCCUCAUCUACAGCCUGAGGAGCAGGGAGGUCAGGGAGGCCCUGAAGAAAGCCAUCAGGAAAGUCAUUGCCUGCGCCCAAGGAUCACACUAG